Molecule: messenger RNA, 4555 nt
Organism: Blastomyces dermatitidis ER-3
Lineage: Eukaryota; Fungi; Ascomycota; Eurotiomycetes; Onygenales; Ajellomycetaceae
Product: transcription factor RfeD
Exons: 6
Coding region: 947-2728 (593 amino acids)
Source: RefSeq, a predicted model, not a curated record
AACUGGCUGUGUUGCUCUCCUCCGAUCUUACGUCGCAGCUUACUCCGUACUCUCCUUUAUCUAACUUACUAUUCUCCUCCUCCUCCUCCUCCGAUAUUACGUGAAUAUACAUGACAACUCUCCACUUCCAUCUGUCUCUCCCUCUCCACCGCCACAUUCCAAUCCGUCCCAACCCAAAAGAAAACCUUAUCGCCUGGCCCUGCUUCACACCCCACUCCACUCACUCCCAGAGCUCUCGUCUCGUCCCUCCUCAUCCUCUUUUUUUUUUCUUUUUUUUUUCUUUUUUUUUAUAACUAACUGAAACCUUGCUUUUCUUCUUCUCCGACCUUCCCUGUUCUACAGCUUGAAGAAGAAAGUCUUGGUUUUUUUUAUUUUUAUUUUAUUUUUAUUUUUCAUCUUUUUUAUCCUUUUUAUUUUUUUUCUCGUUCCAUCAUCAGAUCUGGCCCUCAAUCCGCCUCAUCUCUCUCCAACCUCUCCCGUCCGAUUUCGUCAUUCUAGCCCGUCCAGAAAUAGCUACGUCCAUACCAUACCCAUUCGCCAGCAGGGAGAGCAUGCGCAGCAGCCUUUUCCCCCCAACAGCUCUCUUCUCGUUACCUUGUCGUCCCCAGCGCAUCGCGAUCAUCCCCAUCCCAAUAGCCGCCGCCAUCAUUACCACUAUUUCUUCUACUCCUACCGCCAUCUAACUCGCUCGCACUUCAAGCAAGCAACCCCUCGAUACAGCUUGCACUCAACUCAACAAUCUUAAAUACCUCCUCCCGACCUCGAUCCAUUUUCCUCCUCCUACUCCUCGAUUGUCCGGACAAUCUGUUUGUCGUCCUUUGAUCUGGAGUCGGGCUGUGUGCAAACGGCGACAAGAAAAAAAAAAAGGGAAAAAGCGGGAUAACAAAGAAACCUACGUAACUCCCAUAGCUAUCACCCGCUGCUUGACCGUUAUCGAGUUAGGACCAUGCCACCGCGAGCUUCUCUGACCAGCUCCUUUUCCGUCUCGGAUACCAACAAUGAAGUCGUUUGUCCCCUGACCAACAAUGACGGCUCCAAUUGUCGCAAACGAUGUCUGGGCGAGAAACGAUACCGCUCCAUGCAGGAGCAUAUCCGCCGCGCCCAUCCCAGCCACUACAUCCCUAAGCUUCCGGCGACCGAAGAGAGCUUUCAGCUGAUGGUUAAUACCCCUCCGGAGCUGAGGCCGCAUAUCCCUGCUCCCAAUACCUCCCAUCCGCGGCGGGGUCCUGGCGAUCCCGGCGAUAGAGAUAUUUUUGGCGGGGCCGAUCGAAGCUCUCCCUUGACCCCUCGUACCCUCGAUGAAGCUCACCCUGCAGCUGCCACAGCUGCCGUCGCAUUGGCACAGCUUCACCAUCAUCGAUUGACUUCCGAUUGGGAUUCUGAACCGGACAUCCAUUCCGACGUCGACAUGAGGCGAGAACGAAUGCGCUCCUCAAUCGAGCUUCCCCCACUCCGCGACCAUUUCAAACAGGAAUCCAUACCAUCAUUCCAGUCCUCCCGCCCGAGAGAACUACUACCGUCCAUUCUCUCACAUUCCCCACCGGGCCGAUCAUCAACACUCCCUCCAAUUCAGCGACGCGAGAGAUUACAGCGCCCGCGCAAGGGUUCGUUGACGCAAUCUGCGCGCAGGGGCAAACACGAACGAAAUAGAUCCAAGGAGUAUGGGCGCAGGCCGAGCCUGAAUGAUCGCAAGGCGUUGUCGGCUGAGCCGCAAACAGCUGCGUGGGCGCAGGGGAAGAGAUGGGAGGAUCUGAUUGAAGCUGCAACUUCGGCGACGGAGGUUGAUGAUCGCGAUUUGACUCCGGUCCCUAAAUCACCACCGUACCACUCCUUCAACAGCGUAACCUCCGCCCCCUCAGCAACGAAACAUCGCUCCUCCCUCCCGCCGGCAUUCCAAUCGACACCAGGCCUACCCACUCCACAACCACACUACCGCCAAUUCCCACCACCACUCUCCUACACCGCCUCCCCGCUCCAAAAGGCCCUCACACCUCCCCCCUACGAACCCCACGGCAGCCUGGACAACGACCUGGAACCGUUCCCCUCCAUCGAAUCCUCCCUCGACUCCAACUCCUCAGUCAUCUCCGGCAAAAACUUCCACAUGUCCUCCGCCGGCCUCCCCACCUCCGCAACCUCAGACUCAAGCCCCGUCCAGCCUCCACGCCCCUUACCAGCAACAAGCAGCCCCUACCCGCCCUUCUCCCACCCGCAACAGCUGCAGAACCACCAUAACCAACACCACCCUCACCCUCACCACCCUCACCACCACCACCUCAACCACCGCCUCUCAAACCCAACACCCAUGUCCACCACCACCGGCAUCAGCACCAGCACCAGCAAAGAUAUACAUAUCUACUGCGCCUGCUGCUCCCGCCCCUGGCCCGUCCGCGACUGCUUCGCAUGCACGAAUUGUAUCUGCGGCGUGUGUCGCGAGUGCGUCAGUGUUGUCAUGGCGAGCUUGCAGACAACAAGCGGGGGGCAGGCGGCGUCGAUUUUUAAUCCGACCACUGGUGCUGGUGCUGGUGCUGGCGGUGAUGAUAAUAGUAGUAGUAAUGGUGGUGGGGGGGAUGCUGGGAAUGGUAACGGGAAUGGGAAUGGGAAUGGGAAUGGGAAUACGAAUAAUUUUGGUGGGAGUGGGCGAGCAGCAGGUUUAGCGAGUCGGAGGGGAUGUCCGCAUUGUGGGACGGUGAGUGGGCAGUGGAAGCCUAUCCAGUUGGAUUUUCGGUGAUGGGAACUGGAAGAGAAUAAAAAGAAAUAAUGAAAUGAAAAGAAAUGAAAAGAAAUGAAAAGAAAAGAAAAGAAAAGAAAAAAAGAAACAAGAAACAAGAAAAGAAAAAACAAAAACCAAAAAAAUGAUUUAAGUAUUGGUAUUUUUUUCAUUGGGUUGUUGUUAUUGAUUACUAUUUUCCGCUGUUUACCUCACCUUCCCCGAUUCUCUUCCUCACCCCGACCCCCGCGCUCUUGGGGAUCGAUUUCCAUUUUUCUCGCAAUUGACGAUGAUGAUGACGACGGCGAUGACAAUGAUGACGACGAUUAUUGAAAGAUGAAGAUGAAAGGAUGAAAGAUUCACAGAUGAUGAAAUGUCUUUUUUAUGCACCUCUCGUUCCCUCCCUGACCUUAUUUAUCCAUCCCUCUACCUACCUAUAUAUAUUUACCUGUAUAUACUUGCUCCAUUUUCCCAUUUUCCCAUUUCCCAUUUCCCAUUUCCCAUUUCCCAUUUCCCAUUCCCAUUCCCCCCCCCCCCUUUGUUCCCCCGCUUCUUAUUCUACCCAAACCCAGUCCAGCACCUCUUAGUCCCCUGAUCCUCCAACCCCUGCUUGGUGCAUCGCAUCGGUUUGAACCAGUUACAUACAUACAUACAUAGCAUACCUACCCCAACCAUCACACCCGCAAACACCCUUUUUUAUCUCAGUUUUUUGAUUCAGUUUUCCCACGAUGCACCCAGCCCAGCUGCCUGCUUUGUAAGAACAGGCAGAAGAAUAGCUUUUUUUCAUAUCUUCCUUCUCCCCCUCCCCCUUCCCACGCAUUUCGGGAUCCCGAGUAACUCUACUGUACUACUGUACUGUGCUGUGGUUUUUCGCUGGUUUUGGCAGCCCCCUACUGUUGGUUUUAUCAUUCUUUGCUUUCUCUCGUACAUAUAUAUAUAUAUAUAUAUCCUAUCUAUUAUCAUAUAAAUAUCCCAUGUAUAUACCUCUUUUUGUGGUCUUUUUUUUUCAAUAAGCCUUUUUUUGUGCUGGUUCUGUUUCAUCUAUCUGGUUAACUCUCUUUUUUCCGAUCCGGUCCGGUCUGGUCUGGUUUGGUGGUUGUUUGCGUGUUGAUGAUGAUGACGGGUGAAUUGGAACGGAUGGAAUAUGCUGGCUUCUCCUUCUUCUUCUUCUUGUUUCUAUUUAUAUUUUGGUAUUUAUAUUAGUAUUCAUGGUUAUUCCCUUUUCUAUUUUCUUGUACUGAAACCCGGAUUAAGUUACCUCCAUCUAAUUCUAUUCUAUACCUCCAUCGCCAUUUCGUUGAGCGUGUGUAAAAAAAAAAAAAACGUUAAAAUUGAAGUGAAGAAGUUUUUUCCCCUUUCUGUCUUUUCUUUACUAUAUAUAGCCUCUGUCUGCCGUUCUUCGUCAUCUCAUUCAGUUCAGUACAUGUAUGUACAUACAUUUUUUUUCAUCUGUCUACUAUUUAUAUUUAGCAUUAAGGGAUGGUUUUCUUUACUCGUUUUUUUUUCUAUUAAUCUGCAACGUUAUUUAAUUUUUGGUUUAUUUUUUAUUUUUUAUUUUUAAUGUUGUGAAGGGCGGAGCUGGUGGAUGGGGAGGAGGAUGGGGGCAAAAGAGGGUUUGAGAGGCUGUGGGCUGUUGAGUUGCAGUUGUUGGGAUGGAUGCGGCGCGCCGGUGCUGAAGAGGGGGGAGGAGAUUGAAGCUUUUCUGGUGUUUACUUAACCACUCACUAUACUUCCAUAUUCCGUAUAUAAUUGAUAGUUCACUAAAACUGCCCUUGCCCCCUUUUUCCCCCUACUUUUCUUUGAGUGUUACUGAAUUUUUUACACGUAUAUACAUAUAUAUAUAUAUAU